UGAAUCGGACUCAAACUCCGAACUGCUUCAGGUGCUUCUGAGGUUUGGCUCGACUUGAGAAUGGAUCUUCCGUCCCUUCAAUGGCAGGAUCACGUUGCACAGAAAUGGACUGGACUUGAUCCUGAGCUGAGGGAGCAUUUUACAUCCAUGUGUGAAAUAGACGAUGUUUUUAAAUGUGCCCUAACUCUUACAACAGAAAAUGACCUGGACUUUGUGCAGAGCAUCUCUGUCGUACACUGUGUCCAGAAGGACGCAGAGCAGGCAGCCAAAAACAGGGAGAUGGGUAACUCUAGCUUCAAGACAAGGGAGUACACUGCAGCCGCUCUGCACUAUUCACAGGGCAUAUGUUUUGCUCCCCAAAGUUCAGAGCAGCUGUCUUUGUGCUAUGCCAACCGCUCUGCUGCACUCUACCAUCUGCAGCACUAUCAGGGAUCUUUGGAUGACAUUGACAGAGCCCUGAAGAAUGGUUACCCAUCUCAUCUUUUACACAAACUCGAGAAUCGCCGUGCACAAUGCCUUCACCAUCUCUCUGUAAAUCAAAAGGCAAAAGAGGAUCCUCACAACUCUCCCUCAGUGAUUCUUAAAGACCCAGACAAAGCGCAGACACAAACUGGAGAACCUCUCAGUUUUGGGAUUUGUCCCGGGGCUGUUGUUGAAUCCAACCUGAACAAAGGUCGACACCUGGUGGCCAAAGAUAGAAUAGCAGCUGGGGAGGUAAUCUUGAAUGACAGGCCAUACAGCUGUGUUCUUUUGCCAGGGAGACAGGAGGUGAAGGGGAAAGGAGUAAAGGCAGGCACAGGGAGGUCGGUGUUGUUUGGAACAGAGCACCGACACUGUCAUAGGUGUCUGACUGAAACACUGUGUCUUGUGCCGUGUGAUGAAUGUAGUUACAGCCGAUACUGUUCAACUGUUUGUCUGAAAGAAGCCUGGGAAGAACAUCAUCGCUUUGAGUGUCCACUUGGAGCAGAUCUAAAGGUGAUGGGAGUCAUGGCACAGCUUGCUCUAAGGGUGACACUAAAGGCUGGGCUGAAAAACGUCCAAAUGGCAAGAGAGAAAAUCAAAAACAUGAACGCAAAGACCAAGCAAAGCUGUUUAAACAGUGACUGCAGUAAGUCCAAAAAUGACUGCCACACAAAUGAGACAGAUCCCACUGUUUCAUAUUACGGUGACUCAUACUUGAGUGUUUUCCACUUAAUGCACCACUUGAGUCAUCACAGCCCUAGUCUGCGUUUUCUGUGUGCGGUUACCGUAGCAACAAUCUACCUAAAGCUCAGUAGGGCAGGACCCCCACCAGCUUUGUGGGACCUCAGCGGACCCUCAGGGGCAACCAACCAAUCGCCAGACAGACCAGAAGAGGAGGGAAGAAUCUCGAAUUGGAGCCCGGAGCAUUGGUUGCUGGGAAGUGCAGUUCUGAGACACAUGCUGCAGUUAAGAUGCAACGCCCAGGCAAUAAUUCUGCUCCAGGAUACAGGAGCAGCAAACUCACAGGUGCUGUCCAGUCAAGAAAUCUGUGUCGCUACAGCAAUAUUCCCAACUCUGAGUCUUCUAAAUCACUCGUGCUGUCCAAACACCAGUCUGGCAUUCAGAACCGGAGUCGGUGCUGAUCUGCCAGAGUUCAGUGACAGUAUCUCUCAUGGUGUCACUGUAACCGUCAGAGCAGCCAAAGUUAUCACUGCAGGACAAGAGAUCCUCCACUGCUAUGGUCCUCACAGCAGUCAGAUGGUGAUUCAGGAACGUAGACGUCUCCUGCAGGAACAGUAUAAUUUCCUGUGUCAGUGUGAGGCCUGUACGUCACAGCUACAGCAGCAGGAGGAGGAGGAUGGGGCAUUAGGAAGAACAGGUGAAGGGAAGAGUCCACAUGAGUCUAAGCUACAGUGCAUCAAGUGCACAGGGGCUCUCAGUAGAAGCACUAAGGACAGAGGAGCAGGAUUUAUGUGUUCUCAUUCAAACUGUGGUCAUCGUAUCUCUUAUUCUGAGGUGAGUCACAGACUGCAGGAAAUCAGAGAUGACCUGGAAAAGGCUGUGGACCUCAUGGAGAGAGAGAGGCCAGACGAAGCCCUUUUGCUGUUAAAACGAACUCAGUCUCUGUCUGGACUGAUGCUCACAGACACACAUCCACUGCAGGGGGAGCUGGAAGAUGCCAUGGCCAGAGCGUGUGCUACAAUGGGUGACUGGAGGAAUGCAGCCUCCCAUUUGGAGUGCAGUGCUGCUGCUGUUGGUUCCCAGUACGGAGAAGACAGUAUUGAAAUGGGUCGACAGCUCUUCAAAUUAGCUCAGCUGCACUUUAACGGCGGUGCCAAAGGCGCAGCCCUCUCCGUCAUCCCCAAGGUCAGACGGCUCCUCUGCCUUCACUGUGGCCCUCAUUGCCUUGAAGUACAAGAGCUCCAAGCCAUGGAGGAGUGUCUUCGAGGGUAGAACUACACAUCCAUGAGAUUCAUAUAUUUUUUCAAUAUGUAAGCAGUUUUCUACUGAAUAAAA
Molecule: messenger RNA, 2478 nt
Organism: Sphaeramia orbicularis (orbiculate cardinalfish)
Lineage: Eukaryota; Metazoa; Chordata; Actinopteri; Kurtiformes; Apogonidae
Gene: smyd4
Product: SET and MYND domain containing 4
Exons: 10
Coding region: 61-2415 (784 amino acids)
Biological process (GO): heart development
Cellular component (GO): cytoplasm; nucleus
Molecular function (GO): histone deacetylase binding
Source: RefSeq, a predicted model, not a curated record